GGUCCAAAUGCGCAAUACGCUAACCCAACAACGGUUAAGCUAAUGCGCAAUAGCUUAGUGUUACCGUUAGUUGUAUAAGUGUAUUUUCUGUACAAGCGUAAAUCGCAAAGGUUAAAAACAUGAGACAAAGCAGCAUACAGCUAAAUCCUGCGGGUGGGAGCGUGGCGAGGACCUGGAGGGUCGGGCCGACCGCCACUUGCCGGCGUGAGUUACAAAUAAGGCAUUUGUGUAAUGCAUCGAUAACUUCUAGCUCUGGGGCAUCUACAUCUGGCACUGCUGCGUCACCGCCUUUCGCGGCGCUGCUUGAUGGAGCGCGGCGGGUCAUGGUAGUGAAUGCACUUAAGGCCAAUCGCACAUUGCGACGUCAGCUGAAAAGCGGCAGUCCAGAGCCCCAACAAGGACUCGCCCUUAUGGCUGCACUUACAAUACCACCAGUUCCUGGCAACGGCAUAACCGACUUACUUACGAACCGCGUGUUCUUGGUCGGGUUCUGGUCCUGGUUCACGGCACAAUUCCUCAAGAUCUUCACGAAACGCUUCAAGAAGGGCGUGUGGGACCUGGGGGCGGUGCUGGAAUCGGGCGGCAUGCCCUCCUCGCACUCCUCACUUUGCGCGGGCAUCACCACCGCCAUAGCCAUCCAGCAGGGGCUGGGCAGUGCGCUGUUCGCGGCGUGCCUGUGCUUCAGCGUGAUCGUCAUGUACGACGCCAUGGGCGUGCGCCGGCAUGCGGGCAAGCAGGCGGAGGUGCUGAACAAGGUGAUUGGCGAGCUGCUGGACGAGGACCACCCCAUGGGCGAGGUGAAGCUGAAGGAGGUGCUGGGGCACACGCCGCGACAGGUCAUCUGCGGCGGGCUGCUGGGGCUGGCAGUGGGCCUCUUCUUCCCCGCGUGCUGAGGGCGCCGCCCGGACCACCGCUGCGUGUGUGUAUAGCUGCGGCGACUGCGGCACGGCCAGGACACAGCAGCGACACAGUACGGGGCGCAAACUUAACAGCACAGCUUAUCCUACUUUUCCUUGCUAGAUAGGUUUUUCCAGGAGAUGUGAGAGUCGAGGGGCGGAGGAGCGAGGUGAGCGGACCAUGCAGCGGUGCUGUACGACGUUGUAUGACCAUGUGGCGCCCGAGCGGCACGGCAGCGGGGCCACAGGAUGUUACAUAUCUUUAGGUUGGGCGUUGGGUGUUGGUUGCUCUUGCACGGCGCCAAACGCAGGUGAUUCCCAUGUCCAGUGGGGAGGUAUAGUUUUAAGGGCGGCGUUGCCGCGGUUCCCCCCAUGCGUUGGGAGCACAUAGGAGGGGCAUGUGGAGGCGGAUGCAGCCCGCAUGAUGCUGUGGGGUGCUGUUAGGGACGUGACGAAGGGCGUCGCAAGGGUUGGGUGCAGGGUGGGGUCUUUAUUAUGGCCUCAGCGUUGCGUGAAGAAGAGCUAUUUACGCGAAAUUUUGGUAUCUAAACUAAGGAGACUGACUGGCUGAGAGCCCAUGAUCGCUGCUUUACUCUUGAGGAGGAAGCAACGCUCCUCUUACCUCAGCUUUAAUUGCUGAUUUUGCGAAGGGAUGGCGUUUUUUGCUUUCCGAGGGGUCUUGUGCAUUACUAGACAACGGUGUGAGCCGUCCAUUCGCAUGUGUGGCGGAUUAGCGGGACAGCGGGUAUGGGGUGCCGAAAAGGAGUGCAUGACAUGUUCGUUGGUCGGAGAGCCGGUGGGCGAGCCUGCGUUUGACACUCUCGAGAGCAGGUUGGUUCGUUGGUUGGUCGGUUGAGGCAGGGCAGCCAUGGAUGCGAUUUGCAGGUGUGUGAUAUACAAGAUCCCUCCCGUACGGUUGAGUAGACUGGCAGGACCUAACCUCUUGAAGUCGGAGCGCUUGCAGGCUGAAGGUAUGAAUAGUGAAGAAUGAGGAGUCAUGUUCGAUGUUUCCCCCGGUAAACGCGGAUGCUGGGGGGUGCAUUAGCCAGCAAGGGGAGAGCCACGGCUGCUGGGGGCCAUACAUUCCUCGAAAGGCUCGCAUUCCCCCUCGUUGUCAUCCCACUAGCAUGUUGAUUGCACCUCUGCUGGUGGCAUGCGUGCCGGGGUUGCCAUGCUCGG
Molecule: messenger RNA, 2075 nt
Organism: Astrephomene gubernaculifera
Lineage: Eukaryota; Viridiplantae; Chlorophyta; Chlorophyceae; Chlamydomonadales; Astrephomenaceae
Source: the annotation of a GenBank genome assembly